Messenger RNA from Symbiodinium sp. CCMP2456, 732 nucleotides. NCBI's taxonomy places the organism in Eukaryota, Dinophyceae, Suessiales, Symbiodiniaceae. The record is from the annotation of a GenBank genome assembly.
AUGGGCUGCGCUGCUAGCCUAUCAGCGAAGUACCUGCCCGCUCCAAAGCCAGAGACAGGGGACUCGAAGGCAAGCAACGCGCCAGUUGAGCCAGAGGCCGAUGACGCGUCCGCAGCUCCCCAGCACCAGGCGGGCAAGAAGUGGACAAGGACCGAGAUGGGAGAGCUGACUGUUCAGCAGCUGGUGCGCUGGUUGGAGGGUCUCAACAUGGACCUGUCACCGGCAAUCCCGCCUGUCCGUGCACGGCAAAGGCUUUGGGAGGAGAUCGAGAAGUCGAAGCCGACUGCCCUGGAACAGGUCACCGAUCCGCUGCAUCUGGAACACUGGCCUCUGUCAGCGACGCUGCGAUGGCUGGAGUACUUCAAUGCUUUGGAUGAGUCGCUGGCGAAGAAGGACAAGCUCAUAUCUAUGUUGAUGGAGAAGGGAGAGGAUUUGUCUCCUCCGAACUUCGAGGCUAGUGAAGAGGACAACUUCCUCACAGAGGUCUCUCGCCAUGUCGGCAUGGUGAAGCAGGCGGCGUCCAGCAUCAUCGCCAACCUGUCCGAGCAGCUGGCGCAGGCCGAUGCCGACGAACGGCCCAAGCAUCGCUGGUUUGCCAACGGGAAGGCACUCUCUGACUUCCGACCGGAGGAAUUCCAGGCCACCAAAGAGUUGGAUAUCCCGCUCGUUCAGAUGAAAGCAGGAGACCGGGUGAUGGCCUCAGAGUCGUGGAAAGCUGCGGUUGGCCGCUGA